This is a messenger RNA of Hibiscus syriacus, 2217 nucleotides long. RefSeq names its product outer envelope protein 80, chloroplastic-like. Bases 51 to 2165 code for a protein of 704 amino acids. Lineage: Eukaryota; Viridiplantae; Streptophyta; Magnoliopsida; Malvales; Malvaceae. The transcript has 16 exons. The record is from RefSeq and is a predicted model, not a curated record. Gene Ontology annotation, biological process: chloroplast organization; embryo development ending in seed dormancy. Gene Ontology annotation, cellular component: outer membrane.
GACUGAAUCCGAAAUUUCAUUUCACAAAUCUCCAGUUUUUGCAUCCGCAAAUGCAUCAAAACGAUGGCGUUUCGUUCACUUCUUCUUCCCUCAAAAUCCCUCUUCCUUCUUCCCGCCUUCCUCCCUCGCAAACUCUAGCCUCUCAGCUCGCCGGAACUCGUCACCUGGCCUUUCAACUCAAUGACUUGCUCAGGAUUCGUUCCAACUAUGUUAAAGCUCACUCUACUCCAUUAUGCACUGUUUCAACUCAUUCCGAGUCAGGAUCAUGCUCGAAUGUCACAACAUCUUCCUUAUUCUGCUCUGCAUCUCUGUCUCUCGUGUCUGAGAAACACAGUAUCAGUAGAUCGCCAUCGCCUCUACUAAAUUCCGCCGUGUUGUCGCUGACUCAACCGAACUCGACAGAGUCGAUUCAGUACAUGCAUUUGGCAACGGCAGAUCUAGUUAAGGAGGAGAGAGUCCUGGUAAGCGAGGUUCUGGUUAGGAAUAAAGAUGGAGAGGAGUUGGAGAGGAAAGAGCUCGAAAUGGAAGCUCUUAACGCGUUGAAAGCUUGCGGAACCAACUCCGCAUUGACGACCUGGGAGGUCCAGGAAGAUGUGGACCGGAUCAUUGAUAGUGGCUACUUCUCCUCGUGUACACCUGUGGUCGUUGACUCGCGGAACGAUAUCAAAUUGGUGUUUCAAGUUGAACCCAACCAAGAUUUCCAUGGAUUGGUCUGUGAAGGAGCCAAUGUUCUGCCAUCAAAGUUUCUUGAGGAUGUUUUCCGUGAUUGGCAUGGAAAAGUGAUAAAUCACAAGCGCUUAGAUGAAGUAAUUAGUUCCAUCAAUGGAUGGUAUAUGGACCGCGGUCUUUUUGGUUUGGUUUCUGGAGUUGAUAUUUUUUCUGGAGGUACUAUUAGGUUAAAAGUUGCAGAAGCAGAGGUCAAUGAUAUAUCUGUACGUUUCCUUGGUCGAAAGACUGUUGAACCAACUAAGGGAAAGACGAAGCCUGAUACAAUACUUAGGCAGCUCACAACCAAGAAGGGGCAGGUGUAUAGUAUGCUUCAAGGAAAAAGGGAUGUGGAUACUGUGUCAACUAUGGGUCUGGGAGAUGUCAGCAUCCUUCCUCUACCAGCUGGAGAUAAUAAGGUUGAUUUGAUGAUAAAUGUUGUUGAACGUCCAACUGGUCGUUUUUCUGCUGGUGCUGGAAUAUCAAGUGGGAUCACGAGUGACCCUUUAUCAGGACUUUUUGGGAGUUUUGCGUACUCCGAGAGAAAUUUGCUUGGAAAAAACAAAAAGCUUAAUGUUUCCUUAGAGAAGGGCCAAAUUGACUCUACAUUCCGCAUUAACUACACAGACCCAUGGAUAGAAGGAAAUGACAAGCGAACAUCUAGAACAAUAACUGUCCAGAAUUCAAGAACCUCUGGGACACUUGUUCAUGGUAGCCAACAAGAUAAUAGCAGUCUGAGCAUUGGCCGUAUAACAGGCGGUGUCGAGUUUAGUCGACCACUCAGGCCCAAAUGGAGUGGAACGGCUGGGCUCUUUUUUCAGCGUGCUGGUGCGCGUGACGGAAAAAGAAAUCCAAUUAUUAAAGACUUCUAUGGCAGCCCACUUACGGCAAGUGGUAAGCCCUGUGACGAUGUUUUACUGGCCAAAUUGGAGAGCAUCUAUACUGGUUCCGGUAACAAAGGAUCGUCCAUGUUUACGAUUAACAUGGAACAAGGGCUUCCUGUCAUGACCGACUGGCUGUACUUCAACAGAGUGAAUGCUCGUGCGAGUAAAGGUGUUAAACUCGGUCCUGCUCGCCUUCUUCUAAGAUUGUCCGGUGGGCAUGUGGUGGGUAAUUUCCCUCCUCAUGAAGCAUUUGCCAUUGGGGGAACUAACAGCGUGAGAGGUUACAAAGAAGGUGCCGUAGGCUCCGGUCGAUCAUAUGUAGUCAGCACCAGUGAAGUUUCUUUAAAGUUGCUGGGGCCUGUGCAAGGAGUUAUUUUUGCCGAUUAUGGACACGAUCUAUGGUCCGGCCCCAAUGUGCCCGGGAAUCCGGCGGGGGCAAGGAAUAAACGUGGGAGGGGAUAUGGAUAUGGGAUUGGAGUCCGAAUGGACUCGCCUUUCGGCCUUUUGCGUCUUGAAUAUGCCUUUAAUGACAGGUUUUCCAAGAGGCUUCACUUUGCCCUUGGCCAGCCUAAAUAAAAACCAAAGUUGGCUUCUCCUCCGUUAUUUGCCAAAAUAAUGAUAAAUAUUU